Molecule: messenger RNA, 180 nt
Organism: Aspergillus tanneri
Lineage: Eukaryota; Fungi; Ascomycota; Eurotiomycetes; Eurotiales; Aspergillaceae
Exons: 3
Coding region: 1-180 (59 amino acids)
Source: RefSeq, a predicted model, not a curated record
AUGGCCCAUUCUACUGACUGGCAUCAGCCGGGCGUGGAAAUACUUGACUUUAAACACGCGGUCGCAUCAAUUUCAGAUAUCCCUGAUGCCAUUCUACAAGCAGAACUUUCCCACCGCGCCAGCAUUCGAGACACAGCCGGUGAAAAAGCAGAAUGUGGCUCAACAGAGCGAGCACUUUAG